CCUGGAAAAAAUACGUAAGAGUUGAAACGGAAAGAAAACCUGUUUCUAGUAACAAUGUCCAAAAAAUAUCAGGGAAUUCUGCACUAUUUGCAUAUAUAACCUCCCUCUGCAUGCCCUGUUUCUUGUUGACAGCCUUCUCCUCUCACAAACAGAUAUAAAUGCGGUUAAUUUAUGUACAGAACCAUAACGAGGAUCACAACCAAGGAUAAUCAAUCUGCUAUGGACAUGUACAAUAAACCUCGGCUGUUGGUUUGUGUUUUAGACAUGUAAGGAUGCUUUCUGGUUUUCUUCGAGUUUAUGUAACAGGGGUAGUCAAUGUGCAUAGAAAGUAUAAACCCCAAUAGCUGGUUCGUGUUGCCUAACUACAAGACCCUGGGAGUAAUUUUUGACAAUUGGUAUUGCUGUUGGUUUGAGUAUCUGGAAUACAGGCUGAACCCUGUCAAAGAAUGAUGGAGAAUGCUGGCGUUCCAUGUGAAAUGACAUUGUGGGGUUCAUCGUGAUUUUGAGUAAGUAACUGCAGAUUAUCUUGAAAGCGAGUGGAAGAAAACACAAGUAAUAAUCAUGUUUGCCGUGAUGGAGAUGGACCCAAAAGAUAUGGAAGACGAGUGGUCUGCAGCAGCAUCACCGAUUGAGGUGUUGCAGCAAUUGUCCCAGGAGGCAGUUAGAUUGGCUGGUGAGGCAUGGCAAAGUGCAUAUCCAGGUGGCCCCCUCGUGAAUCCUUCGACCUUGGAACAACCGAGGCAUAGGCGUGCACAUAGUGAAGUAGUAGUCUCUUCAUAUAGGCGUAGCAUUAGCUCUAGCAGUUUCCACAAAUGGAAGUCUCAGAUGCAAAAGGCUUUGCAUUGGGGUGGUCGUAGCCUUCGUGAUAGCCAGUAUUCUUCUUUCAAUCCUGAGGUUCUGGCAAAUCAAAAAAGACAGUGGUAUCAGCUCAACUCAAAAACAACGGACCCUGAAAAAUAUAAAGAGCCAACCUCGCUUUUUGAACACUUUGUUGUUGUGGGGAUUCAUCCAGAUGCGAAACUUGAGGCUGUUGAGGAUGCAUUCAUCAGGAAGAAGAAAUGGGAGCAAGAAAUGGAAAGAACUGAAACGGUAGAUUUUGACAUGCAAAAACGUCGGCAGCCUACAUUUCCAACAUUAGACCCUCAGGUGCUCUUCAUGUAUCCUCCUGGAAAGAAGUUUGGUCUGCGUUUAAAGGAUCUGGCUGCAUUUUGCUUUCCUGGAGGUGUCAAGGCACGCAUAUUGGAGAGAACACCAUCACUAAGUGAGUUGAAUGAACUUGUCUAUGGACAGGAACACUCAUGCCGAGAUGAUUUAUCAUUUAUAUUUUCACUUAAGGUGGCAGACAAUGCAACACUUUAUGGUGUUUGCUUGCAUGUACAAGAGGUUGUUCAGAGACCCCCUUCAAUUUAUGGGGCUUCAUCGCCUCUUUCCCAGCUACAUUCCAGCAGCAGUAGGUGUUUGGUUUCUGCUCCUCGUUGUUACUGUGUCUUGACAAGAGUGCCUUUCUUUGAGUUACACUACGAGAUGUUGAAUAGCAUCAUUGCUCAGGAACGUUUGAAUCGGAUUACUAAGUUUGUAAAUGAAAUGGCUCUUGCUGAUAACAUCCCUUCACAAUCUGUAUCAAAGAAUAAUAAUAUAAAUGAAAAGGUUGACUCUCCUGGUGCUGAAAGUGCCACAGACUGGCUGGCUUCAGCAAUUCCUGUUGAUAGUGCAAUGACUCUGGCUGCUGCUGCAGCAGGUAUCAUAUCAGAUGAGGAGGCAUCAUCAAGGUGGGAGAUCUCCCCUCCUGGGAGUCCUACCACUAGUGACAUAUCGGAUUACAGUCAAAUGAGGGAGCUGGAUAAGGAUUGUAGCAAGAAUGUGCAUACUUUUGAUGAUUAUGCAUCUGAGACCUCGGAGAACCGGUCCACUGGUGGCCUUACUCCUGAUGUUGGCCCAUUCAUCUACCAUAGGAACCAAUCUGUAGACUGUCUUCGAAGUUUUGAGUCCUUGUUUAGUCCAGCUAGAAGUAUGGCAUCAGAGGAAGAUGAUGAAUUCUUUUAUAACCCUGAUGAAGAUCCCAGGGAUCAUAUGAUAAUGGAGUGGGCAAGGGAAAAUAAAAAUGAUUUGCUACAGAUAAUUUGUGCCUAUCAUUGUAUGCAUCUUCCUGAAAGGGGAAAAGAAAUCAUUUUUCGGCCUCUAGAGCAUCUGCAGGCCAUUGUGUAUCGACGUCCUCCUGUUUCUGCCCUUGGACUGUGUCACAAGUAUCUUGAUCUAGAAAUGAAAGAUUCUAAAGAAGCCUCUCAGGUCAAGUUAAAGCUCGCUACUGCUGAGGAAGCUGUUUCACUUUCUCUAUGGUCAACAGCUUCAAUAUGUCGAGUUCUUUCACUUGAAAGCGUUCUUGCCUUGGUCACUGGUGUGCUAUUGGAGAAACAAGUUGUUGUGCUGUGCCCGAAUCUGGGUGUCCUAUCGGCUGUGGUGUUGUCUCUCAUCCCUAUUAUUCGUCCAUUUGAAUGGCAGAGUUUAUUUCUUCCUAUUCUGCCAGGGAAGAUGGUAGAUUUUUUGGAUGCUCCAGUUCCUUUCAUUGUUGGCAUACAACAUAAACUACCUGAUCUGAAGAUGAGAGCUUCCAAUUUGGUUCGGGUUAACGUACCAAAAACAAAGGUUAAAACAUGUAUUCUACCUCUACUUCCUAAACGUAAAGAGCUUAUUUCUGAACUUCGGCCUAUCCACUCCAUACUGUCACGUGAAGCCUCUGUUGCUCAGAGACAUCCAGUAUAUAAAUGCAACGAAGUGCAGGCUGAUGCUGCCGCUCAAUUUUUAAGUGUCAUGAACCGGUACUUGGAGUCACUUUGUGCAGAUUUGAGGUUGCACACAAUUACCAGUGUACAAUCCAAUAAUGACAAGGUUUCUAUACUUCUCAAGGAUAGCUUCAUUGAUUCCUUCCCUGCUAAGGACCAGCCCUUCAUUAAGUUAUUUGUAGAAACACAGAUGUUCACUGUUCUGUCCGACUCUCGUCUUUCAAGCUUUGAGAACGAAUAGUCUAUGAGCUGAGCAUGCAACUUCAUCAACUCAUAACAUCCAGAAAAUAUCAUCAGGAAUUGAAAUCUCUCACACUGAAGAUGGAUGCAUGUUUGGCGGCAGUGUUAACAAGAACGGUAAGCCAAACGAAGUCUAUGACCAAAUUGAUAAUGCCAACAUACACAACUGGUUUGGAUCAUCAUCCCUAUCUUUUUGUGGGUUGAUGAUAUGAUGUUACCAAGCAUCAAUAUUCUGUUCUUCAAGAAACAAAAAAACAAAAAACAAAAUAAAAAAGAAGAACUUUGCUUUGUUGUUGUAAAUGUGUUGAAAUAUUUUUGAGCAUCAGCAUGUAAUGUAAUUGCCAUACUUAGCUUAGAUGGGAACUGACAACUGAGUAGCUUAGAUUGUUAAAGUAGUUGUUUUUGUGCAAUGUGAAGGAGAAUGAAUGCAUUUACAGUGUUGUUAUUGU
This is a messenger RNA of Sesamum indicum (sesame), 3469 nucleotides long. RefSeq lists its product as uncharacterized. NCBI's taxonomy places the organism in Eukaryota, Viridiplantae, Streptophyta, Magnoliopsida, Lamiales, Pedaliaceae. The record is from RefSeq and is a predicted model, not a curated record.